AUGGAUUUUAUAUUAAUAAUCACUUUGUGCUUAACAACACUCCUUACAUUUCUCCUCCUAAAAUCCAUCCUCAAAGGAACCGCCACGAACCUACCACCGUCUCCAUGGCGACUUCCGCUGAUCGGAAACCUCCAUCAGCUCAGCAUCCAUCCCCACCGCUCUCUCCGUUCCCUCAGCCUCCGAUAUGGACCACUUAUGCUUCUUCAUUUUGGCCGCACACCAGUCCUCGUAGUCUCCUCGGCCGAUGUUGCUCAUGACGUCAUGAAAACGCACGAUCUUAAGUGUGCCAAUCGCCCCAAAACAAAAGUGGUCGAUAAAAUUCUGGAUGGUGGGAGAGAUGUGGCUUUUGCCCCUUACGGAGAAUAUUGGGGACAAAUGAAGAGUAUAUGCAUCCAGAAUCUACUAAACAACAAGAUGGUCCGGUCAUAUGAGAAAAUAAGAGAAGAAGAAAUAAAAUUAAUGAUUGAAAAGCUAGAAAAAGCGAGUUCUUCUCCUUCUCCUUCACCGGUAAAUCUAAGCCAACUUCUUAUGACUUUGACUAACGAUAUAAUAUGUAGAGUUGCUCUGGGAAGAAAAUAUAGCGGUGCAGAAAAUGAAAUUGAUAUUGAGAACAUAGUGAGUACGUUUGCGGCACUAUUGGGCGAAUUUCCUAUUGGUGAACACAUUCCGAGUUUAUCAUGGAUUGAUAGGAUACGCGGUCUCGAUCAUAAAAUGGAGGAAGUAGAUACAAGAUUUAAUAACUUUCUGGAAAGAGUGGUACAAGAACAUGAAGAUGCAGAAGAAAAUAACAGAUCGGACUUUGUUGAUAAGUUACUAGCGAUUCAAAGAGACAAGACAGGACAAUUCGAGCUUGAAAAAAAUGCCUUAAAACUAAUGAUAUGGGAUAUGUUUUUAGCAGGAACGGCAACCACUCUCUCAUUUCUUGAAUGGACAAUGACAGAGCUUAUAAGACAUCCAAAGGCCAUGAAGAAACUCCAAGAAGAGAUUCGUUCAAGUUCGCAACAUGAUUUCUAUGUAACGGAGAAACAAGCUGAGAAGAUGAACUAUUUACAAGCUGUUAUUAAGGAGGCGUUACGGUUGCGUCCUCCUGCUCCACUCCUACCCAGAGUAUAUAGUGAAGACGUCAAGUUAAAGGGAUAUAAUGUUGCUGCUGGCACACAGUCCAAUUUUAUAAUCAAUGCUUGGGCAAUUCAACGAGACACUACAACUUGGCGGAUAGAUGCAGAAGAAUUUAGGCCAGAAAGGCAUUUAGACUCAGAUUUCGAUUUUCAGGGACAAGAUUUCAAAUUCAUUUAAUUUGGAUCGGGAAAAAGGAUAUGUCCAGGAAUAGGAUUCACAUCGGCAUUGAUUGGGGUGACAUUGGCCAACAUUGUGAAACGUUUCAACUGGAGAAUGGAUGUCGAGCCACAAAAGGCUCAUCAAAGUUUAACUGAAGCAACUGGUCUCGUGAUUUUCCGAAGGUUCCCUCUUAUUGCUUUUCCAUCUUCUGCUUGAUUCCUCGUGUCAAGACCUCUCUCUUUGGCUUGGUUUAUUAAUGAAU
Molecule: messenger RNA, 1540 nt
Organism: Eutrema salsugineum
Lineage: Eukaryota; Viridiplantae; Streptophyta; Magnoliopsida; Brassicales; Brassicaceae
Product: cytochrome P450 71A20
Exons: 7
Molecular function (GO): monooxygenase activity; iron ion binding; heme binding
Source: RefSeq, a predicted model, not a curated record